Messenger RNA from Tigriopus californicus, 2981 nucleotides. Its product is annotated as peroxidase-like. Gene Ontology annotation, molecular function: peroxidase activity; heme binding. Lineage: Eukaryota; Metazoa; Arthropoda; Copepoda; Harpacticoida; Harpacticidae. The coding region runs from base 339 to 2543 and encodes 734 amino acids. Gene Ontology annotation, biological process: response to oxidative stress. The record is from RefSeq and is a predicted model, not a curated record. The transcript has 2 exons.
GAACAGUAAUUUCAGGAUUUUCGUUGCGUCUUGGUCGGGGCGGCUUCCUUCGUUCGUUCGUUCGUCAGGAGUCGGUGCCUUGCUCUCAUCAUCAGGAGCAUCCAACAACCAACAGCCAACAUCCGAAUCAUCCUGAUCCACCCAUUUCGGUUUUGUCGUUAGUCGGCCCGAGUUACUGCAAUGGUUAAGGCCUGACAAAGUUUGGGUGAUCAAGCAAUUUUUAACAACACAACCCAAACAAGCGUCUGUGAUCGAUCAGCCUUCAGUCAACAAUUGUUCCCUUAGUGAGAAGUCAAUCAAGUCAUAGUGGAUCAAACGCAUUCAGCUAGAUUGUAACCAUGGCGUCCAAAGUCCUGGUCAUUGGCCUAGCUGUGAGCCUGGCUGGCCAAAUUCAAGCCUUCGGUCCUCCUGCUGAAGCUUCUGGUACCGGUUGUGCACUGAUUGUCUCUGGACCUCCGCGAUCAUCCAGCUUUGAUGGAGCCGCUCAAGCCUUUGGUGCCCCAGGUACUCCCUACAACCCGGCCACCACUUGUAUCACCUACGAGGCGGUGAAUGCAGCUUUUGAAAGCGCCAAGAAUGCCGAAAACUACCGACAAAAGCCCGGCAAGUUCUCUUCCGCUGAUGUGGGUGCUUUGGGCACCGUCAUUCACGAGACCAGCAGAUACCUGGCCAAGCAGUAUGGCUUGUCCAAGGAUGCGGUGGCCAAUGGGCUUCCUCUGAUUGACACCACCAAGACCAAUGUUGAGAAUUACUGCCCGCCCUUCCUCAUGACGCCCAAGUGUAAGGUGGAGCGAUAUCGUACCAUUGAGGGCUUGUGCAACAACUUAAACAUGCCUCAUUGGGGUGCAUCCAUGCACGGGCAUCACAGAUUCUUGCCUCCGGAUUAUGCUGACGGAAUCAGUGCUCCUCGUGUGUCGGUCACAGGCUACCCUCUACCUUCGGCCCGUUUGGUGUCCACUAACGUUCACAUCGGAGAUGAGCCCCAUGAUCAUGCUGUCACUCUCAUUUUGGUCGCUUGGGGUCAGUACAUUGACCACGAUAUCACACUCUCUGCUGAGGUCAAGGAUCCCGUUACCAAGAAGACCCCUCGUUGUUGUGAUGGCAGCACUCAUAAGAAUUGCCUGCCCAUUGAAAUCCCUGAUUAUGAUCCCUUCUACCGCCAAUACAACCAAAAGUGCAUGAAUUUCGUUCGAUCCCACCCUGGUCUUCGAUUUAACUGUCGACUUGGACCUCUGGAGAGCUUCAAUCUGAUCACGUCGUACCUGGAUGCUGGCACCACCUACUCCAACUCUUUGGAAAAACUCCACGAACUCCGAUCUUUUGAAGGUGGCGAGCUUAAGAUGUUGCCCCUCUUUGAAGAGAAGUUCCGAAUGAAGCACUUGCUGCCCUUGAAGUUAGAAGAGCCCGAUGAGGGUUGCAUCCGUCCCAGUGAGGAAGUCUACUGUUUCUUGUCCGGUGAUCCACGCGUCAAUGAGCAAACUGUUUUGGCUAUGCUUCACACCGUCUUUGCUCGCGAGCACAACCGUAUCGCCAAGGAGCUCUCCAAGGUUAAUCCUCAUUGGAGUGACGAGACUCUUUUCCAAGAGGUCAAGCUGAUUAUUGGCGCCAUUCAACAACACAUAACCUUUAACGAAUUCUUGCCCAUGGUUCUGGGCCGAGAGGUUAUGGAGAAACACAACCUAAUGCUCUUGAAAGAUGGAUACAUGGACGGCUAUGACGCCAAUAUCAACCCCUCAGUGGCCACUGGUUUCACCAGCGCUGCUUUCCGAUUUGGACAUUCACUCCUUCCCUCAGAAAUCGAAAGAUGGAGCAAGACUCAUCGUUAUGUCGGUUCCCAACACCUCAGCGGCAUGUUGCUUCAGCCUUACGAUCUUUAUAAGGAAGGUUGGGCUGAUGCCUACCUCAUGGGCAUGACCAAUCAAGUGGCCCAGGCUUUGGACGACUCCAUCACUCCUGAGGUUCAAAACCAUUUGUUCCAAGAGCCCGGCAAGAAGUGGGGACUCGAUUUGGCUGCCCUCAAUAUCCAAAGAGGUCGCGAUCAUGGAAUUCCCUCCUACAACAAGUACCGUGAGUGGUGCAACCUUCCGGUCAUCAAGCGCUUUGACGAUCUCUUGGGAUAUAUGUCCAAUAAGACUGUGGCCGCCUAUGCUCGCACCUAUUCCAGUCCCGAUGACAUUGACUUGUGGUCAGCUGGUAUCUCCGAGAUCUCGUUGCCUGGAUCAAUGGUCGGACCCACUUUUGCCUGCAUCAUUGGCAAGCAGUUCCACAAUUUCAAGUUUGGUGACCGUUUCUGGUUCGAAAAUGGAGGUUGGCCAAGCAGCUUUACCCUCGAGCAACUCAACGAAAUCCGCAAGGUCAAGUUGUCCCGCAUGUUAUGCGACAACGGUGACGACAUCGAUAGUGUCCAGGUUUAUGCCAUGGUCUUGCCCGACCACGAGAUCAACCCCCGCGUGCCCUGCAAGAGUGGCAUCCUCCGCAGCAUCGACUUCUCCAAGUGGAAAGACGCUUCGUACCACGCUCAACCAGGAUUCUUCCAGGGUUAGAAGGUGACCCCAUUGCUCAAGGGUGAUUGAAUCCCUGAUUGGCUUGCUCCAAAAUUGUUAUCGCCACCCAAGUACCCGAAACAGUGUCUCUAGGCUCAGGUUUAGACUCCGCAGUCAACUCUCUCAUUCCUAGAUUGCCUCCCACUUAUUACAAACCCCCUCCGUUCACUUAAUUGUUUCUUCGACAUGACCGGUGUACGUCUACUUGUAUACCACUACGUUAUUUGUGUAAGACUAUUUAUUGUUAUUUUUAAGUCCAUGACGCGGUCACACGACCAUAUAGCCGAUCAUUCUUGCAAAUUAUCAUGAAGAAAGAUAACUGAAUCCUCAAGACUAAAAAACCUUUUCAAAACUAUGAAUCCUUCUCUAACCGUAUUCUAUACAUUCCAUGCCAUGGAAAAAACCACUUCUUCUUGAAAUAAACCGUUGUUUCCUUCA